AUGGCCUCCGGCAACAAGUACAAGCUGAGGAUUGAGGCGCGGGCGAUUGACGGAUCUUUUGAGCAGAUCGCGUACUCCGGGUCGGAAGCCGUGGACUUUGCGAGUAACUCGUCGUACUGGAUGCAGUACCAACUGAACUCGUUCGACGACUUCAAGAAGGACUUUGGAAAACUCCUUGCUAAGAUGGACACAGACGCUCCAUCCAGCGCUGUUUAUGCGAAGGACUUCGCUAUUCAGGCGGCCGCAACCGUUGACCAACUCAGCCGUGAAGUUGAGAAGCUGGGUAUCUCUCGCGAGACCGACUCCUCAACCGAGGCAAUGGUUCCAUCUGAGAUCGUGCGGCACGUGUUCCAAGCUAUGGAUACGGCCGCUUCGUUCCACUCGAUGCUCGUCAGCCAUGCGUAUCAAAGUGCGUCCGCCGCCAACGAAAAGAAAAUGGCUGUUCGACUCAAUUGCGCGCUAGAGCCGGAUUGCAAAUUGCAUGAGCUAGGCGCUCUGCUUACGACGGUCGCAACGGGCACGCUGAAUGCGACCUCGAGCAAUCCGAUCGCGAGCUAUCGAAUGAACAGGUGUCCGGAACAGUGCCGAUUGAUCCUGUGGAAGUCGGACUUCCUGCUGCAGAAAUGGACAGAAGACGCGGCAUCUUCUUGA
Messenger RNA from Trematosphaeria pertusa, 651 nucleotides. RefSeq lists its product as uncharacterized. The transcript is spliced from 2 exons. The record is from RefSeq and is a predicted model, not a curated record. The coding region runs from base 1 to 651 and encodes 216 amino acids. Lineage: Eukaryota; Fungi; Ascomycota; Dothideomycetes; Pleosporales; Trematosphaeriaceae.